AUGGGGUGCUGGGGUCGCAACCGCGGCCGGCUGCUGUGCAUGCUGCUGCUGACCUUCAUGUUCAUGGUGCUGGAGGUGGUGGUGAGCCGCGUCACCGCGUCGCUGGCCAUGCUCUCCGACUCCUUCCACAUGCUGUCGGACGUGCUGGCGCUCGUCGUGGCGCUGGUGGCCGAGCGCUUCGCCCGCAGGACCCACGCCACGCAGAAGAACACGUUCGGCUGGAUCCGCGCCGAGGUGAUGGGCGCGCUGGUGAACGCCAUCUUCCUCACCGGCCUGUGCUUCGCCAUCCUGCUCGAGGCCGUCGAGCGCUUCAUCGAGCCGCACGAGAUGCAGCAGCCGCUGGUGGUGUUCGGCGUCGGCGUGGCCGGGCUGCUGGUCAACGUGCUGGGGCUCUGCCUCUUCCACCACCACAGCGGCCUCGGCCAGGGCGCGGGGCACGGACACUCGCACGCCGGCCACGGACACCUGGCCAAGGGCGUGCGCGGCAAGGGCGGCCGCAGUCCGCCCGCCGACGUGCACUCGGCCCCGGGCGGCCCCGCGGCCACCGACCACGAGGAGACCAACACCCUGGUGGGCAACGCCAGCAACUCCAACGGGCUCAAGGUGGACCCGGCAGAGCCAGAGAAAUCCAGAAGUGAUGACCCAGUGGAAGUACAAGUGAAUGGGAAUCUUAUCGGAGAACCUGAUCAGCGGGAAUCCGAAGAGGACCGACCCGGACAACUUAACAUGCGAGGAGUUUUUCUGCAUGUUCUCGGAGAUGCCUUGGGUUCCGUGAUUGUAGUAGUGAAUGCCUUGGUCUUUUACUUUUCUUGGAAAGGUUGUUCUGAAAAGACCUUUUGUGUGAACCCAUGUUUUCCUGAUCCCUGCAGAGCAUUUGUGGACAUGAUUAAUAGUACUCAGGUAACAUUUGAGGAGGCUGGGCCUUGCUGGGUGCUUUAUUUAGAUCCAACUCUUUGUGUUAUAAUGGUUUGUAUCCUUCUUUACACAACUUACCCAUUACUCAAGGAGUCUGCGCUUAUUCUUCUGCAAACUGUUCCUAAACAAAUUGAUAUCAGAAAUUUGGUAAAAGAACUUCGAGAUGUUGAAGGAGUUGAGGAAGUUCACGAAUUACAUGUUUGGCAACUUGCUGGAAGCAGAAUCAUUGCCACUGCCCACAUAAAAUGUGAAGACCCAACAUCAUACAUGCAGGUGGCUAAAACCAUUAAAGAUGUUUUUCACAAUCACGGAAUUCACGCUACCACCAUCCAGCCUGAAUUUGCUAGUGUAGGCUCUGAUUCAAGUGUAGCCCCAUGUGAGCUUGCCUGCCGAACUCAGUGUGCUUUGAAGCAGUGUUGUGGGACACGGCCACAAACCCAUUCUGGAAAGGAUGCAGAAAAGGCUUCAGCAGUCAGCCUUUCCUGUCUGGAACUUAGUAACAGUCUGGAGAAGAAGCCCAGGAGGACUAAGGCUGAUGGCCUCCCGGCUGUGGUGAUAGAGAUUAAAAAUGUGCCAAAUAAACAACCCGAAUCAUCUUUGUGAGUCUCGAAAAAGAUGUGAUAUUUGACUUUUGCUUUUAAACUGCAAGAGAAAAUAGACUCCAUUGAAAUUCUAGGUUUGCCAAGUAGUGUAAUUGAAGUCCUCAUCUGGUUGGUUACACAGUUGAGCUCUGUUUUGUAGGAACACAAAGCAGCUGCAUCACAAGAGUUCUGUAUCACAACUUUGACUGUUAGUGCCGAGUACAGCUAUGCCGUAACAAGUUUUGAAAGCCAGUUUUAACACUAUGUUACAUUUUUGUUUAAAGUAAUAUAAACUUUAUAUGACAUAAUGACAUUUGAUUCCCGGUGAUAAAAAUUAGGGGGAUAAAUAAAAUUAUUACUGGAAUUUUUCUGCUUUUCUUUCCCCCCAUUGUUACACUUUCUUAGAAUUAUAAUUGCUAGACUUUUAAAAUCAUCAAGUUUAUUUCCUUUGACGUUUUAGGUAAUAUUUGCUUGCCCUUUGAGAUCAUUACAUAGCAUAAUGGCAGCAUAUUUUAAAAGUGACUCAUGGUUAUUAGGAGGAAAUGAAAUUAGUUACUAGCCUGCAUUCUAUACUGCUGAAUGUUAAUCCAAUACAUAGAGAGAUAGUUCACAAAAUGAAUUACAGUUUACACUUAUUAGGGCAUGUAGGGAGUAAAAGCAGGGAAGAAAGCUUACCAAAUUAAACAUUUAGAUAAUUGUAUGUUGAUAUUAUUGUGAGAGUUUCAACCUUUUUUUUUUCUACCAAAGUUAAUCUAAAACACAGACAUGUUCACCAGCAUUACUUUCUUUGAAAGAUUCUUAUUGAGCUGAAGGUUACUUCAAAGAAUAUAUUUUUGAAGAUGUUGACUUAGUUUUAGCUUGCUAAACAAAAGCUAUUAAUGUAAUCUUUUAAAUUGUGAAUGUCUUAAAGCUUUCCUUUCAUGAUGACCAAUCAUGAAUGAAUUUAAAUAUCUCUUCAAACACAACAAUCAAUUCUUGUGUUUUGCAAAGAGACUUUGAUAGGAAAUAUCGGAUGGUUAGUACAAUUUGGCUACUAAAGUUUUAGGAAGCAAAAUUUAAGAAUUAAGGAAAAAUCCAUCCUGUAAAUCAUUGGGUCUUGACAUUGGUCAGUUCUUCCACCUGUGGCUUAUUUUCCAAGAGGUCAUGGUGUCCACCCAGGAAGCCAGCCGUUACUGCUCUGCUCCAGAGUUCAAAUCUAACACAAAUAUCUGAGGGCAUUUUAAGUUAUAUUUUUCUUGAUAGAGAAGGGUUAUGCUUUGUGAAAAGAUGUAGAUUUUUGUCCUCAAGAGUGACUUAAUAUCAGUUAUCAUGUAUAGCUCUAUUUUUCUAGGAACAAAGUAUUCUGACUACUACUUCAUUAACUUUUAUAGCUGACUACUUUUGGGAUUUGAAAUAAUUCAUUGCUUAAUAAUCUUAAUGAAAUUGUUGGGAUAUUACAGUUACUUUUUGAAGGGAUGCUUUUUUGUGGUAGAUGGUGUGUUUUCUCCCUAGUAUAAGCCUGUUGCUGGCAAUAGGUCUAUUUAAGAACAGCUGAUUUUUGUGAUGAGAAAGAUAAUUUUAGGAACAUGGCUUGUAAGCUCAUUUAUUAUGAUGGGCUAAAUCUGUAACCUGCCAAUUUGCAGUACAUCUUGGUCGUUUAAUAAUUCUUGUCUAAUUUGUAAUUCAGCUCCUUAACUGGUGAUAAUUUUAGAUAUUGCAAAAAGGUUUGAGUUUUUGUUUUGUUUUUAAACAUGAAAUUGAGGGAUCUUCCUGGCUAAACAAGAGAAAAAGCUACAGUUGUCCUGUAUCAUGUACAUUCCUAACUUAACACCUUACCAAGCAUUUUAUUAAGAUCUUGAAACAUUGUUAUAAACAUUUCAGCAGUGAUACCAUAGGAUAACUGUAAAAUACAUUCAAUGAACUUUUCUUUAGAAAUGCUCUGAGAAUCUGUAUCAUACAGGUAGUGUAACACUUAUGUAUAAGACAUUGCCUGAAUGAGGGUCUUCAAAAGUGGUAUAUAAGCAUGGGACAAGGGCUAUGUUUUAUUUUUCAGAAGUGCUUUGGUUUUAGUUAUUUCGCUUUUCAUAAUUUUAAAGUAACUUCUAUGUAAAAAACUGGUACCAUUGAAUUUUCUUUCUUCAAAGGACUUUGUAAUAGCAGAAUCAAUGGGCACUGACUACCUUUUGAGUGUUAGCAGAGAAUUAUUUAUUUCUUUACAAUGCACUUUCUAACCCAUUUUUAGCUAUAUUAGCAUUACAUUUAAGAAAAAAAAGAAACAUGCUUUUAUAUUUAAGUGUUGUGGGAUUUAAGUGUCUUUUCUAAAAUAGACUGUUUCAUAAAAGAAACGAAGGGAAUAUCUUGAAUUCUUAGAGACAAACCCAUUGUUUGAGUAUGCUGUUCUGUAACACUGCAUUAGUUUAAGACUUGCAUCUCUCCUGUGGCUCUUUUAUAUCUGAGCACCAUCAGUGUAGCAUACAUAUUGAGAAGCCUAUUUUUCUGAGGUUGAGUGAGGAGGGGCUGCACGUACUUGAAGCAAAAUCAACCAGAUUUUUUUUUUUCCAAGCCACAUUUAGCCUUAGAAUGAGAGAUUUCAUUCUCUGUUGUCAACUUGUACCUUAUAGGAUUUUUUGUUUUGGUUUUAUUUUCUUUUCUGGAGGGUAUAUGCAUUGUGAAAGUAUGAACUAGUACAUUUAAAAAGGCUUUAUUUAUUUUUACACUUUUUAGAAAAAAAAUGCUAAAUAACUUUUAUCCUAAGGUGUGCAAUUUGAAUGGGAAAAAUUUUCUAUCAACUGCACCUUGGAAAAAUCACAUAGGUAGGAGGCUAUGUUAACAUGUUUGUGUCUUGUUAGCAAUUUGCUAUUUUGCAUUUUUGAAAGACCCAUGGAACCUAAUGUGAAGUGUUUGGUAGGUUAACUGGUAUUAAGUAUUUGUACUGUUUUAUAAGCAGAUAUCAUUUGAAUAACAAAUGUCAUUAACCUGCUGUCUUAAGAUGUUCACACACACAAAUAUGGGGAGUAAUCCUACAAGAUAAACAUUAUUUAUUUUAGUGCUGAGUUUCAGGUAAGUGAUUAAACAGUGUUAAGUCCUGGGAAGGCGGAAGGCUCGCUUGUCUUUUUCAUCGGGACUGUGUCGAGCAGUGCUUCAGCGUCUCUGCAGGGGCGGGGAUCAUAAAAGCACGAUUUUGAUGCAGCUCUGCCCACAUCUGGUGAUGCUGCUGUUGUGUUUUACUAACAAGCUCUGGAGUACCUAGCAGUCAUUUUCACUGGCACAAGAGCCUUUUGUAUAUUAGUUUAAACUUUUAAACCAAAAAUUUUAUGGUUCAGUGUCUGACCAAAAGAUACUGAAGAGAAUGUAACAUAGAAUUAAUAAGUAGUUAUAUAUAAAACGACGCAAAUUGCCAUGUUAUGGAUCUGCCUUGAAACAGCACAAUGAAGUGUAUCAUUGUAUCCUGUGAUUCUUUAUAAAACUUCCGGUGUGUUGCGUGUCUGUGUCGCCUGUCUGUCGGGCCAGACCUAGCCCAGCUUGACGCAGCUGUCCCUCAUCUCAUUGAGUGCAGGUGCAGACACCGUCUUCAGUGCUGCCACGUUUAACCCAGCGUUCUGUACGUUCAUGACUGUGUGUUAUUUUCCAAAGCUGUUCCUACCUCACCGUGAGGCUUUAUGGAUUGUUAUGUAUUAUAGAUAUUCUAUGAGACAGACUACUGUGUUUCUUCUCAUUUAUUAAAAGUAGAAAAUAAACUAAUUUUAAUAUCUA
Messenger RNA from Jaculus jaculus (lesser Egyptian jerboa), 5228 nucleotides. It is a transcript of the gene Slc30a1, whose product is annotated as solute carrier family 30 member 1. Gene Ontology annotation, cellular component: endoplasmic reticulum; membrane; Golgi apparatus. Gene Ontology annotation, biological process: detoxification of zinc ion; zinc ion transmembrane transport; intracellular zinc ion homeostasis. The coding region runs from base 1 to 1518 and encodes 505 amino acids. The record is from RefSeq and is a predicted model, not a curated record. Gene Ontology annotation, molecular function: calcium channel inhibitor activity; zinc ion transmembrane transporter activity. NCBI's taxonomy places the organism in Eukaryota, Metazoa, Chordata, Mammalia, Rodentia, Dipodidae. The transcript has 2 exons.